Talaromyces rugulosus is the source of this 819-nucleotide messenger RNA. RefSeq lists its product as uncharacterized. The coding region runs from base 1 to 819 and encodes 272 amino acids. Gene Ontology annotation, molecular function: nucleoside triphosphate diphosphatase activity. The record is from RefSeq and is a predicted model, not a curated record. NCBI's taxonomy places the organism in Eukaryota, Fungi, Ascomycota, Eurotiomycetes, Eurotiales, Trichocomaceae. The transcript has a single exon.
AUGGCCGAGAAAGAGUCUCUUCUAAACACCAACAAAACCGAUGUCCCAGGCGACCCUCCUGCAUAUGAAGUAGCCACAUCUCGUCCUCGGCCGCCGUUUCCCUUGGCGAUGCCGGUUCUCCAGGGCCUGCGAUCAAAGCGUGUGAUUCUGGCCUCGCAAUCACCGCGUCGCAAACAAAUCAUGUCCUACCUCGGCCUCCCCAACAUCGAAAUCAUUCCUUCUACCGAACCCGAAGACUUCCCCAAGACGAUGGCGCCCAUUGAGUAUGUCCUAGCGACAGCGACGAAAAAGGCGCAGACCGUUUAUGCACAAGAGGCAAGCAAUGAGGAGAAAGGGGAACCCGGCUUGAUUCUAGCUGCGGAUACUAUUGUCGUCGAUAUCUUGCGCGGGACGAUUCUAGAAAAGCCCAGGUCCGAGGCAGAGCAUGUCACUAUGUUGAAGGACCUACGCACGGCGGGUGACCAUAAAGUCUAUACUGCGAUUGUGGUCAUGGUUCCGUUGGAGAGUGCGAGACAGCCCGGCUAUGCCAUGGAAUCGCACAUUGAAGAGACGGAUGUGCGCUUUGAUUCCGAAAUCACAGACGAGCUGAUCCUGGCGUAUGUCCGAACCAGGGAGGGUGCUGACAAGGCUGGUGGUUAUGGGCUGCAAGGGUUGGGAUCGAUUCUGGUAGAAAAAGUCAACGGCAGUUAUGACAACGUUAUCGGGUUGCCCUUGAAGGCGACCCUUAAAUUGAUUGAAAAAGUCGUGACGAGGGCAGAUGACGAUGACAGGCUGGCAGAGGAUGGAGAGUUCGGGUCGGAUGAAGAACUCGAUGAUUGA